This is a messenger RNA of Trametes versicolor FP-101664 SS1, 2394 nucleotides long. RefSeq lists its product as uncharacterized. The transcript is spliced from 15 exons. The record is from RefSeq and is a predicted model, not a curated record. Bases 1 to 2394 code for a protein of 797 amino acids. Lineage: Eukaryota; Fungi; Basidiomycota; Agaricomycetes; Polyporales; Polyporaceae.
AUGUAUCAUCCACUCUUCGCCUUCUCCCUCGCUCUCGUCGGCCUCACCGUCACCGCCACGCCCAUCUCCCUCGAUGCAUCGACUCUCGCCGCUUCGUUCCCCAUCCGCCAGCUGAGCGCGUCCGGUGUGCGCCCGAACAGCACUCUCCCGAGCAGCGAGUUUCGCGCGCUGGCAGCACGGCAAGAGUUCCCCGCCACCCUGCUCCUCUGCCAGCUCGUCAACUGCCAGGGCUGCACGUCGUUCCCUAUUCAAGGAGAGAUCGAGAACACCUGCAUUGCUCCGGGGUUCAUAUUCGACUCCGUCGCGAUCAGUCAGCCGAGCAACGAAGGCCUCACCGAUCUACUUUGCGACGUCGGCACCACCGGCUGCGCGUCGGCCAUUGCGCUCCCCGCUGUCAAUGUGUGCUUCAGCCUCAGCGGCGGUACUUUCGACGAGUUCGCAAUCGUGACUCCGUCGCCGACCACGGCAGCGACUAUCGAUAACGACAAGUUGGAACCCCUCUUCGCCUACACUGUCAACGCCACACCCGUCGUACCCGUUACGACGAACAUCGCCGCCUCAUUCCCCCGCUCCGCUCUCACCAUCUUCGGCAGCCCCCCGACAGGCAGCACUCUUCCGGGUCGCAACUUCACCAACGUUCAAUCACAGGGAGAGUUCCCCGCCGACAUACUUGUGUGCCCGGGCACCGCCUGCACAAACUGCUCGGUGUUCGCCCUGGAGGGCCGGCCGCUCGUAACCGACUGCUUCGGGACGACGAUAUUCAACUCGGUCGCGGUGUUUCAGUCGAGCAAUCAAGGGCUCCCGUUCUCCGUCCUCGUUGGGACACCCGGAUGCCAGCAGGUUACACAAGUUCCCGCCGUCAACGAGUGCUUCACCGUCGGGGGAGAGAUCGACGCAUUCAACUUUCGGACAGGUCUGCUCGCGGGGCAAGUGGGGCGCUGGGUCCGGAUAUCCCUAAUACUUGCGAUGGCUACAAUAACGAAGACAGAGGAUCGUCUGGCCAUCUUACCUCAGAAGGACGGAACGGGAUAUAGUACGCACAACUGGCAGAAGAUUUUCCAGUCACGCUCUCCCGGUAAGGCGACGUCUAUGGAAACUGCAGGAGCGAACGGGACGCUCCAUGCCAUUCGCCGGAAGCGAAUACCUUCCCGUAACGCGGGAGUGAGCAGGACAUUACUCUCUCGAGCAGCCAUUCUAGGCAUCGUGAAAGCUAGCGGCCGGAACCUCUUGAGCGGUAUUUCCAAGACAUCGCCUAGCACCGCAGGAAGAUCCGCAAUCCGGAAAUGGUUUCCUCACAGAGGUGCCGGUGAAGGCAACGUACGUUGCUCGCACUACAACUCGAACACUAGGUUCGGGAUCCACUCCAACAUCACACUCCCGCGUAAGGACAUCCCCGCGAUAAUCCGUGCGCGGCAGGACUCCCACGCGACUUUGCUUCUCUGCCCCUCCCCGAACUGCGUGAGCUGCUCUCCAGUCGACCUCGACAAACCCGAGUCCAAGUCUGUGUGCUACGGGGCGGGGAAAGAGCUCUCGUCGGUCGCCAUCUCUCAGCCGAGCAACGAGGGCCUCUCGUUCGCCAUCGCGGUCGGCACCCCGACUAUGGAGGAGUGGGCAUUCACCAAAAAGAUUUUACGCCGUCAGGAUUCAAUAUUCACGGGCGCGUCCUGCCAAUCAAACGUCGGCUUCGCCAAAGCCCUGAUUAAGCCGCGCACAGGCACCAUCGCUUUUUACAUGCGCCCGGACAGAACCGCAUGGAUAACAACUCCGCCUUCCCACUCGGCGUUAUCUCCCGUCAGGACUGUGUCGGCGGAGCCUGCUACGGCCAUCGAGUCUAGAGCUGCUGAUACCUCAUUAGAUGCAUACUAUGUAUAUCAUAUAGACAGUCUUCCCUCUGGGACGAACACUGGUAUACGCCUUACCACCCGGAACUCGAUGGGCUACUCCUUCGCCGCCAUCGCUCAAGUCGCUCUCCUCGCUCAGGCUGUCAUCGCCACCCCGGUAUCCACCGAGGUGUCCACAAUCGCCGGCCCCCUUCCCCUCGCCGAGCUCGACGCGUCCUCCCUCGGGUCUCCCAGCGUCGCGCUCCCACUCGGCACCCUACGCCCGAGCGUGGGGCCACACCCAGACGAGAUCGACAUCGUGUUGCUCCUCUGCAGGCUGUCGGGCUGUCAAGACUGCAACCUCGUCGACCUCAUGGGACUCAACGCGGAUACAUGCUUCGCGCAGAACUUCCAGUUCGUCUCUGCAGCCGUCAUUCAGCCGAAUGCGGACACCCUCCCGGUCAACACGACGGUAUGCACGGCCGGGUGCACACAGUGCCUCGCUCUCCCGGCACUCAACACAUGUUUCAACGUCGCUGGCUCCACAUUCCAAGCCUUUGCUCUUCUUAUCUGA